GUGAAGUUUCUGUUUUGCACUGAUUUGAUCGGUCGUCCUUCGGUCAGUGUUGGGCUGUACACUCCCAGCCCUGCACACUCUAAGCCCUGCGUAUCCGGGGCUUCACCGAAAACAGUGCAGCUUCGCUCCGCCUCGACCCCGACUCUUCCCGCAGCCCGAGGAGGAUGUCCACUGGGCUGCUGUGCUCCAGAGCCGCGGCGGCGCUUUAGGAAGAAGUUCUCGGGCGCAUUAGCAAAACAAGGCCGUUUUACAGCGUUGCUAAUAUUGAACGAGGGAGCCGUUUGAGUUGGGAACUGCAUGGCUCUUACACUGUUUCCAGGAGUUUCUACGUAAAGACAGGGGCUAUGUUGGCAGUGCCAGGCCGGGGCGCGGACGGGCAGGAGAUGCCUUCAGGCUAGCGCGGCUAACGUGGAUGGACCGCGGGCUAGCGUGGGCACGCAGGGCACAGCCAGGAAAUACUUGAUCUGCCCUACACUUUGCAGCACAUUUUAAUUUGUCAUUCUUCCAUAGUAGUUGUUUACCAGAAUGCUUUUUGGCUUUGUUGGUUUAAAUGUCUCCAGCAUAUGUAGCUGCACUACUGGACGUUAGCUAGCUUUGCUUAAUAACUUCAGUAACAAAACUGCAUAACUCAAGCGCACGGGCUGUACUUUGGUGUUGUCCAGCUCACACUGUAUCUGUCACAAUGGAGGGGAACCCACAGCCGCAGAAAAGUACCCCGCUGUCUCGAGAACUGACGAGAAUAAUCAGCAGCUACAACAAGCACUCAAUCCAGCUAAAGAUGAACCUGAAGGAGACCCACGCUUUCUUCAGGGAAAUUAGACAAAACUACAGCAAUGCGUGCGCAUCAACUAUAGGCACGGAGUCAGCCUCCUUUGAAGCAGGCCAGCUCAGCUGCAUUUCAUUUCCCAGUCAUGAAGAGGAGUUCCUACGAAACACUGUGGGUGCUGCCCCCUAUGUUGUCAUCCUGGGACAGGACUGUGCUGCCCGGUACCAGCUCCUAAACUGCCUCCUGGGGGAGAGGCUCUUACCCCUGGGUCCGGAGGCCGGAGAGGCCUGUGAGGGCGUCCAGGGCACUGUGUGUAAAAGGCGUAAACUGUGUUUCAGUUAUGGGCGACAGACGCGCCUCAGCCUGGCUCUGCCUGGCCAGUACGAGCUGGUCCAUCAGCUGGCGGCCAACUGUGGGCGCUGGGACACUGUGCCUCGAGAGGACCUGGAGAUCCACGAGGAGUGUGAGGACCCUGCACAUAGGUUGGCUGAGCUGGAAAUCACCCUGCACCACCCACUGCUGCAGGAAGCAAAAGUAAUGGUGGUGCCAUGCCCUAAUGUUCAGCCCAUUGAAGAGGCCCUGGAGGACUACACUCGCGGAGUGAUUCCCAUCCUGCUUUAUGCCAUUAACCAGGACACACUGAGCACAGAGCAGGUGUGCGAGCUCCGAAAAGUCAAAGAGAUGCUCCUGUAUCCCCUUUGCUUCAUCCGAGUCCCCGACUCCUCCACAGCAGUGUCCCCUGACCUGGGGCACCGUCCCGAAAAAGACAAGGACAAAGAGAAGAGCUCCUUGCACAAACAGCUGCUGUCUCUGGGUCUGCUCAGCGGCUCUGCAGGAAACUGCUCCUGUGGAGCCCCCAGUCAGACCCCCGCUCCGGGAGCUAAGCCCCAGAGCAUGCUGGGAGAAGGCUUUGACCGACUGCACCGACUACUUGUGCCAUUCGCUCGACAAGUACUGCAAAAUCAACAAGUGGAGGCUGCCAACAUGCUCAACGGACUGCACUGUCGCUGCCUGGAUCUCUUCAUUAACCAGGCGUUUGACAUGCAGAGGGACCUCCAGAUCACGCCUCGCAGACUGGAGUAUACCCGGGAAAAAGAGGGCGAGCUCUUCACAUCUCUUAUGGCCAUUGCAAAUCGCAAACAGGAGGAAAUGAAGGAGAUGAUCAUUGAGACGCUUAGCAGCAUGAAGGAGCAGCUUUUGGAAGAUGCUGCUAACCUCGAAUUUACAGAUAUUAUUGUCACUACAAACGGAGAGGCUGUUACAUCAAAGGAGAUAAAGUCGUGCAUCCACCAGAUCCAGGAGCUGAUCGUGGUGCGGCUGAACCAGGCGGUGGCCAACAAACUCAUCAGCUCUGUGGACUAUCUUAGAGAGAGUUUUGUGGGCACUUUGGAGCGUUGCCUCAACAGUUUAGAGAAGUCCAACAUGGAGUCCUCUGUGCACAACGUCACCUCAAACCACCUCAAACAGUUACUAAACGCUGCCUAUCACGUGGAGGUCACCUUUCACUCCGGCUCUUCUGUAACGCGCCUGGUAUGGGAACAAAUCAAACAGAUAAUUCACCGGAUAACCUUUGUGAACCCCCCGGCCAUUACUUCAGAGUGGAAGCGUAAAGUGGCCCAGGAUGCCAUUGAGAGUCUAAGCGCCGCCAAACUGGCCCGAAGCAUCUGCUCCCAAUUCAGGACGAGACUCAACAGUUCACACGAGGCCUUCGCUGCAUCUCUACGUCAGUUGGAGGAGGGGCACACGGGUCGCCUGGAGCGCACCGAGGACCUGUGGCUGCGUGUGAGGAAAGACCACGCCCCUCGCCUUGCCCGUCUGUCGCUGGAGAGCCGCUCCCUCAGAGACGUCCUGCUGCAUGGUAAGCCAAAGUUGGGGCGAGAGUUGGGCCGUGGCCAGUAUGGAGUGGUGUACUUGUGUGACAGUUGGGGGGGACAUUACCCCUGUGCGCUCAAGUCAGUGGUGCCCCCUGAUGACAAGCACUGGAAUGACCUCGCCUUGGAGUUUCACUACACGAGAUCUCUUCCCAAACACGAGCGGCUGGUGGACCUCCAUGGGUCAGUGAUAGACCACACAUACGCAGGGGGCUCUAGCAUAGCAGUGCUGCUCAUAAUGGAGAGGCUACAUAGAGACCUGUACACAGGACUGAAGGCUGGUUUGUCCCUGAAGGAGAGGCUGCAGAUUGCUCUUGAUGUGGUUGAGGGCAUCCGCUUCCUUCACAGCCAGGGCUUACUACACAGAGACAUUAAACUAAAAAAUGUCCUGUUGGACAAGCAAAAUCGAGCUAAGAUCACUGACCUGGGAUUUUGUAAGCCUGAAGCCAUGAUGUCGGGCAGCAUUGUUGGGACCCCCAUUCACAUGGCACCUGAGCUCUUCACAGGAAAAUAUGAUAACUCUGUUGACGUGUAUGCCUUUGGGAUCUUGUUCUGGUACCUGUGCACUGGUUCAGUGAAGCUCCCUGAAGCUUUUGAGAAAUGCUCCAGCAAAGACCAGCUCUGGACCAAUGUUAAAAAAGGGUCCCGACCGGAGCGUCUGCCCAGUUUUGAUGAGGAGUGCUGGCAGCUAAUGGAGGCAUGUUGGAAUGGCGACCCGUCCCAGAGGCCGCUGCUGGGCAUCGUGGAGCCCAGCCUGCAAAGCAUCAUGGGCCGUAUGUGUGGGCCGGAGCGCAAGGGCAGCAGCCUUGAGGACUCAAAUUGAACUCACUCCAGAGUGUAUUUUGUUGUAUUUAUGAAGUUGUGUGGGAAAAACUGGUGAUACUGAAUUGUCCUUCACUUUCACCAUGCUGCAAUUAUUUAUAAGGAGUCGAACCAAUGUGUGUAGAUUUGAAUUUUAUCGAUGGAUUUGUACACUGCCCCCUACAGUUCAGUUGCCUUGUAGCUGUUAUGUUAAUUGCUACUCUGUUGUUGUAUGUUAUUAGAUGUAAUAUGUUUAAAAAGUAGCCCGUUCCCAGUAUUAAGAGAAAAUAUAAAUAUAUAAAAGAUUCAUUUUAGAUUAUAUUUAAGCUGAACAUUUCUGCAUCUAUUCAAACACAUCUUUUUAAUAAAAUCCUCUGUUACACAA
This is a messenger RNA of Periophthalmus magnuspinnatus, 3823 nucleotides long. It is a transcript of the gene dstyk, whose product is annotated as dual serine/threonine and tyrosine protein kinase. Gene Ontology annotation, molecular function: protein kinase activity; ATP binding. The transcript is spliced from 14 exons. Gene Ontology annotation, biological process: protein phosphorylation. Bases 683 to 3460 code for a protein of 925 amino acids. The record is from RefSeq and is a predicted model, not a curated record. Lineage: Eukaryota; Metazoa; Chordata; Actinopteri; Gobiiformes; Gobiidae.